Molecule: messenger RNA, 5410 nt
Organism: Sander lucioperca (pikeperch)
Lineage: Eukaryota; Metazoa; Chordata; Actinopteri; Perciformes; Percidae
Gene: znf407
Product: zinc finger protein 407
Exons: 10
Coding region: 177-4733 (1518 amino acids)
Biological process (GO): regulation of gene expression
Cellular component (GO): nucleus
Molecular function (GO): zinc ion binding; nucleic acid binding
Source: RefSeq, a predicted model, not a curated record
AAAAAAGAGAGCAAGGCCGUCUUCUCGUGUGACGCAUGGCUCACGCUACGGUACGCCAUUUGUGUCUAGCAGCAAAAAGCGCGGACAGUGGAAAUAGUCGUAUAACAAGAGGAGUUUGAUCCAGCUUUGAUGAUAGUGAACAACUUCACUGUUAUAUACAUAUAGCAGUAUAUGAUAUGGAUACAACAUUGAUAUCAGGAAAGGAAGCUGCUGAGGACAAAGUGCCUGAAGAUGACACCAGUGGGAAGGUGAAGCCAGAUGAUUUGGAAAUGGAGGACACUGAAAGAGACUCAUCCAGUCGGACCGCCAAGCCUGAUGAAGCAGAUGAGGAACUCGCUGAGAGGCUGCAGCCGGACUCUGUAAAUGAAGUUGAAGUUGUACCUGGAGAUGGGGAUAACCUCUGCACAAUUUGUGGCUUCUCAGCCAAAUGUCCAAGAUCACUGAAGAUUCACUACGCAAGAAAGCACGUUAAAAACUCAAAGAAUAGAGCUGCAAAGCCAGCUGAAAAUAUCUCUGACGUGAAUCCAGCUAAAAUCCAACAGGAAGUAGACAUGAAGACAGAAAGUGCUGCUGAAGUCGAACAAAACCAGGAGUCUGACCUCGAGGAGCUGAGAUCAGCAGCCAAUGACAACGCCAUGAACACAAAUAGUUUAACUAAAAAGGAAACCGUUUCAGACAAACAGCAGGCAGAUCCACAGGAGGGGAUCUCUACCCAAGAAAGAAGAGUAAGCAAGCGAACCCCAAAACCUAAAAUGAUAUAUUCCUGCAACUACUGUGGACAAGAGUUUAGGGACAAGUCCCCUCUAGAUGUGCAUGUCCAGAGAUACCACACCAAAGACACCCCAUACACAUUUGGUGCUGGUGAGAACAUGGAUGACAAAAAGGAAGCUGAGGAUCCUGGCAGCACUCUGAAGGCUACUCCAACUCGAGUGGCAGCUAAACGUGGGCUCAGCAGGUUCCAGCUCAAGUGUACGAACUGUGAUUUUAGGGUUAGCACCUCUGCGUUGCUGGAGAGCCAUGCUCGAAUCAAACACCCGAACCAGGAGUGGUACCGUUGCAAAUUGUGUAACUUCUUUUCGGCCACAUCUGAGUGGAUGGAUACUCACCUGUCCUCAGAUUGUCACGUGCAGCAGCAGAAAGGGGAGAAAAGCACAGAGUCUUCCUCAUUUGAAGUCUACGUUGAGACAGUAAGUAGAGACAGCGCUGGAGAUGGUGCUAACAUAGAUGAUAUGGCUCAGGUGGCUAGCGGAGAAGGGGUAACCGCUUCGACAAAAGGAGAUCAGGAAACUGAAGAGGCAGUGGAGGCUGCCAAAGCUAUGUUGGUUGACGAGGAAGACGCUGAGCUUGAAUCUCCCAGAAAGAAAAGAGGAAGAACAAAGCAUGGGUCCACGACCACUUGUGGAUACUGUGGCCUGGUAGUGUCCAACGCUGCUAACCUCAGUGUCCAUGUCCGCCGCAAACACAGCAAGGAGUAUGGCUACAGCUGCACUCUGUGCAACUACAGCUGCGUGACCAAAGGAGACAUGGAUCGCCACUGUUUCACCAAGAAACAUGUUCGGCGUGCACAAGAGUGCGCAGAUAAGAACCAAGUCGACAAUCAGACAAGUGUAUCACCACAGGAACCCACAACUGCACAAGCCGAGGAACCAAACGCAGCCUCACAGACCACCGACAAAGAACUGGAAUCUGACAUCACGGCCUCCAAAGAACAUAGUGGAGAAGAGCAAACUCAGUCAGACCCAAGCCAGAAAAAAAGUAAAUAUGACUCUGUUAAUGCUUGCAGCCAUUGCGAUUUUGUAGCGCAAUCAAUCCCUUCGCUCCAUCUUCACGUCAAGAGAAAGCACACCAAAGAUUUUGAGUACGUGUGUCUAGCAUGUAGCUACUACGCUGUAACAAGCAGGGAAAUGUCUCGCCAUGCCAACACAGAAAAGCACAAACAGAAAAGCCAGAAAUACCUGGAACCGCUAGGAACCGCGAGUGAGGGACAAAAAGCUUUGGCACACCCGUUGAAGCUGAAAGAGGUCAUAGAGCUUGUGGGGGCAAACUCUAACCCUGAAUGUGAACCCCAUAGCUCCGCGGAAGAGUCCGACUCUUGUUCUGAUAACAGCCAAGCGAUGGAAAGUCAGAAUACAGCUGCACCCUUGGUCGCCACAGAGCCUGCUGAUGCUGUGGCCAGUGUGGCUGGCAGUGCUGCUGAGAAACAAGCAGAGAGUGUUACAUCUCCCAGCAGUGGUGAACCAGACCCAACCAGCGAGACAAUUGGACAUACAGCGCUGUGUGAACCCCAGCCGGCUCCAGCAGAACUUCAGCCUGCAGUGGAUCAGCCCGCACAGCAAGAAAACCAGGAGGAAGGGGGCAAACAAGCAGACGAAAAGCACUUAAAUGCGGAUGAGAUGAUUACAGAUGCAAAAAGUGACAGCUCUCAUUCAGAUACACAGAUGUCCAAAGCCCUUCCCUUUGAUGCUUGCAUUGUAUCCACGAAGGACCUUGCUGAGCAUGAGCUGCAGGAAGGUCUGGCUCUAGAGGGCGAGGCUGCCGUGAUAUGUCUGACUGGAGGAACGUCGAUGCCCUCCAGCUUCCUGCCCCCCACUUCCGCAUUUAUCAAGAAGCUCACGCGCAAGGAAUUGUUGGGGAGAAAGGAAGCCAAAGGAAGCAGCUCUCGCAUCCGCUGCGACGACUGUGGCUUCAUGGCCGACGGCAUCAGCGGCCUCAACGUCCACAUCUCGAUGAAGCAUCCGUCCAAGGAGAAGCAUUUCCACUGCUUGGUGUGUGGCAAGUCUUUCUACACCGAGAGCAACCUGCACCAGCACCUGACCAGCGCCGCCCACCUCCGCAACGAGCAGAACAGCGUGGAGGAGCUGCCAGAAGGGGGCGCCAGCUUCAAGUGUGUGAAAUGCACCGACCGCUUCGAGUUGGAGCAGGACCUGUUCCUUCACAUCAAGGAGAAACACGAGGAGCUUCUGAGGGAGGUCAACAAGUACGUGGUGGAGGACACGGAGCAGAUCAACCGCGAGCGCGAGGAGAACCAGGGCAGUGUGUGUAAAUACUGUGGCAAGGUGUGCAAGAGCAGCAACUCCAUGGCCUUCCUGGCACACAUUCGCACACACACCGGAUCCAAGCCCUUCAUGUGUACGAUCUGCAACUUUGCAACGGCUCAGCUGGGAGACGCCAGGAACCACGUGAAGAGACACCUCGGCAUGAGAGAGUACAAAUGCGACAUCUGUGGAUGGGCCUUUGUGAUGAAGAAACACCUCAGCACCCACCUGCUGGGAAAACAUGGAGUUGGACAGCGUAAAGAAAGGAAGUUUGAAUGCGAGUUGUGCGAGCGCACUUUCAGUGAAAAAUGGGCUCUGAACAACCACAUGAAACUGCACAGUGGGGAGAAACCAUAUAAGUGUGCCUGGCCGUCCUGCCACUACGCCUUCCUCAACCUGUCAGCCAUGAAGGACCACUACAGGACACACACAGGAGAGAAGACUUAUCUAUGUGACCUGUGUGGUUUUGCUGGAGGCACAAGACACGCCCUCACCAAACACAGACGCCAACACACAGGAGAGAGACCCUUCAAAUGUAAGCUCUGCAACUUCGCCUCCACCACGCAGUCCCACCUAUCGCGGCACAAACGUGUUCACACUGGGGAGAAACCGUACCGCUGCCCCUGGUGCGACUACAGAUCCAACUGUGCUGAGAACAUCCGGAAGCACAUCCUCCAUACGGGCAAACACGAGGGCGUGAAGAUGUACAACUGUCCCAAAUGUAACUAUGCCACCAACUCUCCCAUGGAGUUCCGCAACCACCUGAAGGAAAGUCACCCUGAUAUCGAGAAUCCAGACCUCGCCUACCUACAUGCAGGUAUCGUGUCCAAGUCUUUCGAGUGUCGUCUGAAGGGUCAGGGGGCUACGUUUGUGGAAACAGAAGCCAUGGACUCCCCUGUGCACAAUAAUGGCUCAUUGGAGGCAUCUGGCCACAAUGAUUCUAUCCAGCAGGUCAUCAUUAUCCAGGGCUACGGCGACGGAGAGGUGACCAUCGACCAGGCCCUGGAAGAGUCGGCUGCUGCCACCCUGCAGACGCUGGCCAUGGCCGGCCAGGUGGCAGAGGUGCUCCACAUCACAGAGGAUGGACAAGUCAUAGCCUCGGGCAGGGAAGUUGCAUCCGCAGGGGCCCACCUGGCCGAAGGCAGCACCCAGUACGUGGUGCUGGAGUCGGGCGAGGCCAGGAAAGAGCUGCUACCCCUCGCUAGAGGAGGGGUAGCAGUGGCAGCCGCAGGACAAAGUCACAUGGUUUCGGAGUCGUCCACAGCUCUGGAUGCUCUGCUCAGCGCUGUCAGCGAAAUGGGCCAUCAGGAGGAAAUGCAAGGGCAGACUGCCAUCGCCCAAGAGGUCGUGAAACCUGAGAUAGCCGAGGCUGCGCAGAGCGUAGCGCAGUCGGACGUCAAACAGGAACAGGAAGAGAUGCAGGUCAUCCAGGAGACCAGCCGCCAGGAGAUGCAGGAGGUGCUGCAGCUCGCCGCGUCCCAGAUGAUGAAGGAAGGUCUAACCCAGGUUAUUGUCAACGACGAGGGAACGCACUACAUUGUGACAGAGCUGGACAACUGCACCUUACAGGUGGAGGGAAGCGUGUAUGGAGAGGCCGGGGCAGGGGGCGGGGAGGGACAGCAGGCAGAGCAUCAGGCUGGAGAAGAGAUGGUGGUCUAUCUGGAUGGAACCCCUCAUAAUAUAGUUCUGGAAGGGUAGAGGAUAGAGAAAUUAACUGAGAAGAGGUACAGUUGUCGUUUCAUCAAAUUUUUACUUGUUUAAUUCUGUUAAAGCCUACUUUCUUUUUUUAAUUUAAUUUUUAAUUUUUUUUUACAUCACUUCUGUUUUUUAUCUUCUCUUGGGCUACGCUAAACUCAGGUUACACAUCAUUUAUUCAGAGGGACAGUGGAGGAAACCGGUUUGGUGCUAAGUGAGUUAACUUGCAAUCCUCACAACCACCAGGACUACAUUAACCACUUGAUUAAUGCCAUGCAGCUUAAGGAAAGGAAAAUAUUUCCUCUUGGAAUAGGUUUUUGAAAAUGCAUCUAAUAUUCUGAGAGUCAUUCAAAGGAGAAUGUGUAUUCUGCUUUUUGUUUUCUUUAUGAUACCUUUGUUUAAUAUGACCUUAGGUUUAGUUUGCGAUGUUAGAAUUUUGACCAUGACACAAUGAUUUAUUAAUUCUCUUUUUUUUUAUUAUUGUCUUCUUUCCAUCCUUUGUAGGGAUUAGUAUAUUACUAGUUGAUGGAUUUUUUUAAAAAAAACAAACAGAUCUUACAGAUGAUUUACAUGUAAUAAAAUAGAGUUGAUAAUUACAUAUUUCAGUUUUUUGACAACCCUAGCUCUAAAGACCAUGAAUGCCAUUUCAUUUCGGACAAUAAAGAUUGAGUCUAAUUUUU